This is a messenger RNA of Hipposideros armiger (great roundleaf bat), 2502 nucleotides long. It is a transcript of the gene CARHSP1, whose product is annotated as calcium regulated heat stable protein 1. Gene Ontology annotation, cellular component: cytoplasm. The record is from RefSeq and is a predicted model, not a curated record. The transcript is spliced from 5 exons. Gene Ontology annotation, biological process: regulation of mRNA stability. NCBI's taxonomy places the organism in Eukaryota, Metazoa, Chordata, Mammalia, Chiroptera, Hipposideridae. Bases 118 to 594 code for a protein of 158 amino acids. Gene Ontology annotation, molecular function: mRNA 3'-UTR binding.
GAGCGGAGCGGGUCGCCAGGCGGGGGUGUCUCGCUGCAAAAUAGGAGGCCUCCGAUUCCGCUUCUGUAGCCCGUAUAACUUUUCCUAUCGUAAUGCGGUGUGUGAGAACAAAAGGAGAUGGCUAACCCAGUGCGGGGAGAAAGGUCAGCCAUGUCAUCUGCACCUCCUCCGCCACCACAGCCCCCCACCCACCAGGCUUCAGUCGGGCUACUGGACACCCAGCGGGCCCGCGAUCGAUCACCAUCCCCUCUCCGGGGCAAUGUGGUCCCCAGCCCGCUGCCCACUCGCCGGACGAGGACCUUCUCUGCGACGGUGAGGGCCUCGCAGGGCCCUGUCUACAAAGGAGUCUGCAAAUGUUUCUGUCGAUCCAAAGGCCACGGCUUCAUCACCCCAGCUGAUGGCGGCCCUGAUAUCUUUCUGCACAUCUCCGACGUGGAAGGGGAGUAUGUCCCAGUGGAAGGCGACGAGGUCACCUACAAGAUGUGCUCCAUCCCGCCCAAGAACGAGAAGCUACAGGCCGUGGAGGUGGUCAUUACCCACCUGGCGCCGGGCACCAAGCAUGAAACCUGGUCCGGCCACGUCAUCAGCUCCUAGGAGAGGCCGGAAGCACCCCUUCUUCUGGGCUUGAGGGAAACUCUGGGGGGAGGAGGAGGCAGGACCAGACUGGAGAUGACAUUCUACCACAAGAGAUGUGAGCUACCACUCAAAGCGGGGAGCAUGGUCCCUUUCAUGUAUCCUGGAGGAAGGAGUGUCGGGGGCCGGCACGGGGUGCUCUCGGUCACCAGCACAGCCUCUGAUCAGCACAACAGCCUCACCACCUGAAAACUAUUAAAAGCAUUGACAAAGGCGAGGCACCUGCCUGUGGCUGAUUAGAGGGCCCAACUCCAGUCCAGGCGGCACCGGUCAGGUGGUAUUUCUCCAGUCCACAGAGUCCCUCGUCCCCUUCCCCCUGGAGUUGGAGGCUCAAAAUCCCACUGGGGGGUGGUGACAUGGACCCUGUGUGUGUCCCGGCAUGAAUUCCCACCCACGCACCACUUUGUUGGGUCUUUCCUAGGCCCUGGGCAAAGCAGGCUUCCCUGAUUCUUCGCUUGGUUGGUUCCAGGUCAGCUGGCUUCAGCGGGCAGGUGGUGGGGAGAGCAGGGGCCUCAGGCGCCUUUGCAGCCAUGCUCAGAGCUGAAUUCUGACCCUGAGAGACCCGGUCUUUUCCACCUGUCUUCAAGCUGAGUGAUCAUGGCUCAGCAGCCAUUUCCUAUCCCCUGUCAUUUAGAUAGUGGGGGAUGGGAUGGGUGAAGGGAGUGUGGAGAGGGGAGCUGGUUUGUUUAAAAACAGAUCUUUCUCCUGAUCCAUCCAGAAAAGAGUAGGUAGCUUGCUUCCUGACAGCCUGGUAAACUCAAACGUCGAAGGAGAAACGCACAUUUGCUGAACGGGUUUUCUUGAAAACAGGUGUGAAGAAGUGCUUAGGGUUGUUUUUUUGUUUUUUUUUAAAUAACUAAAGCUCUCCCCCAGAGCCAGCUCACUUUAUACCUUGCUGCCAACAUUGUGAACCUUUGUAGAUCAAUCCUUAGGGUUUUAUUUGCUGUGGUUUGGUUGGGCUUUAGGUGUGAUUUAAAAAUAGAGAUAGCUGGGUAAUGUUUUGAAAUAUGUGGCUUAUCUGUAGAAUUUAUUUGUCAGCUUGGGGAACUGAACCCUUUACAGCUGGCUUUUGGGCAGACAAGGAUGUUCCUGACAAAAGACGGAGGAAGUUGGAUGCAAAGGAUAGUACCGGCCUUAUCAAGAGUCUUCGUUCUGGGGACAGGUCUGUCUUUCAGCCUGGGGACUGCUUCCUUUGCAGGGGGUGGAAGGCUGGGACUAUUGUGCUGAUGACUGGUUUGAAACAGGCACAUGAGUGUGUGGAUGAUGUGUGUGCAGUGAAGCAUCACACCUAAGGGAGUUGAUCCGCCUUUUCUUUUCCUGGCCCGUCCCACGCCUUUGAGGGUCCUCUGCCUCCUGCCUCUGCCUUCCGCUGGGUCCAAGGUGGCCUUCCCCCUGCGGCCUUGGAUGUUUCCCAGGUGGCCCCUGGAAGCCUGUGGGGUGCAGACCACGCUUCCAGAGCCACUUCUGCCAAGAGCCUGCGUCUUCAUUCCUCUCCCCCAGGUGUCCUCACCUGGGUGCAAGGCCUGGCCUUGUGUGUGACCCCACCUGGCUCUGCCCACCCGUGGGUUGGGAGUUGGAUCUACUGUUCGGAGGUGUGGCCUCUGGGUCCUCUUACCAGGUAGACUCCUUUGUAAGCGGCGUUUGCGGUCCUCCCUGUGUGACCAUAUCUCCUUCAGUCGAUUAUUCCAGAACUGCAGGAUGUUAGAGCUGGAAGGGAUGCCUUUCCUGCUCAAUGUACAGAAACUCCGUGAGGCUCUGGGGGGACCUGUGGUGUUGGUGACGGAACUGGGAAUAGCACCCAGGAUUCCUCAAUCCAGAUCCUUCCUCUCACUGGACACCCUUUCUCUCAAUAAAGUUUGUUUUGUGCAA